Nestor notabilis (Kea) is the source of this 822-nucleotide messenger RNA. Its product is annotated as zinc finger protein 692-like. NCBI's taxonomy places the organism in Eukaryota, Metazoa, Chordata, Aves, Psittaciformes, Psittacidae. Gene Ontology annotation, molecular function: chromatin insulator sequence binding. Gene Ontology annotation, cellular component: kinetochore; chromosome. The transcript has 8 exons. The annotation marks the transcript as partial. Gene Ontology annotation, biological process: regulation of transcription by RNA polymerase II. The record is from RefSeq and is a predicted model, not a curated record.
AUGGCGGAGGAUCACGGGAGUGAACUCGUCCCCGAGGAGAAGGUGGAGCCGGGGCCUGAGCCCCAGGAAGAAGAGGAGGAAGAGGAGGAAGAUGAUGAGGACUUUGCUGAGGAUGAUGACCUGACCUACACCGAUGACCUGCGUGAUGAGAACUACCACCCGUCCCUGGACAGUGACUCGGAGCCGCAGCAACGACCAAGCCAGAGCAAAGCCCGUAAGACCCCCAUAAAGGAGGAGCAGCCCCCAGAUGAGCUGAGCCUGAGCAGCUCCAGCCCCUCGGAGGAGAAGAGUGGACGAGUGAGCUGCAAGAGGCGAGCGCGGGCGAGCGCCGAGGACGUGGCGCAGAUCGGCCCCAAGAGGAUCCGGAAGGCCGCCAAGCGCGAGAUCCUCCUCUGUGACUUCGAGGGAUGCGGCAAGAUCUUCUCCAACCGCCAGUACCUGAACCACCACAAGAAGUACCAGCACGUCCACCAGAAGACCUUCACGUGCUCGGAGCCGAGCUGCGGCAAGUCCUUCAACUUCAAGAAGCACCUCAAGGAGCACGAGAAGCUGCACAGCGACAAGAGGGACUAUAUCUGCGAGUUCUGUGCCCGCUCCUUCCGCACCAGCAGCAACUUGAUCAUCCACAGGCGCAUCCACACAGGGGAGAAGCCGCUGCAGUGUGAGAUCUGCGGCUUCACGUGCCGCCAGAAGGCCUCCCUCAACUGGCACAUGAAGAAGCACGACGCCGACGCCUCCUACCAGUUCUCCUGCGACAUCUGCGGCAAGAGGUUCGAGAAGAAGGACAACGUCACAGCCCACAAGAGCAAGAGCCACCCCGAG